ACAGGAGGACGUGCUUGUUUUUUGUCGGUGUCGUUCUGUUUCUAUUCUUAACUCGUCUGUAAAACUACAAAAUUUUACUUUGUAAUGUUGAAAAAAAAGUUAGAUUUUCAGCGAUGACAGAAGAAUAUGGCAGAGAACGAUCUUGCUGCGUUCAGGGAGCGUUGGAAACGAGAGUUAUCGUGUAAAAAGGGGGAGCAACGACUGGUUUGUGCGCCUUCCUCUUCCCGGGAUAUUGAUGAUCAGUUAGGCCAGAGAGACUUAAAAAAUCUUAACAAGGCCGGUAGUUAUUCAAAGCCAGAAGAAGGUGGUUGCACGGAGCAUGUUCGUGUAGGGGGAAAACCUGCUGCUCUUGCUGCUGCCGCAGAGACAGAGGAUCAGCCUCAGUAUGUGUCCAUUGCAAGUAGUUUGCUGGAUGGAAGGACCAGCCCUCUGUUGGACAGAAUUGAGGAGGAGAGGAACAGGAGAAAGAGGCAAUAUCAUAACAUGACUAAUGUCUGCAGCUCAUCCUUGCAGCAGCAGCCUCAGGGAAAGGUCAAGAAAGAAGAAGAGCUGGUAGACCAACUCAUUCAGGAUCUGAAUGAAGUCAAUGACAUUCCCUUCUUUGAUAUUGAGUUGCCGUAUGAGAUAGCUUUGAAGAUAUUCCAAUAUCUCAACUGUGCAGAACUAGGCCGAUGUGCCCAGGUGAGCAGGGCAUGGAGAGUCCUUGCAGAGGACUCUGUUCUGUGGUUCAAGUUGUGCGUGAGGGAUGGUUACCAUCAGAAUGCCAGCAUGUCUGACUCGCCCUGCUGGAAGAGUAUGCUGCGAGACUGCAGGAACUCUUCUAAAACGGUGCGCUUCAACUGGAAGAAUCGAGUGGGAUCCAUCAGCCAGCUGCAGUUCGAGUUGGGGAAGGUGCUCUGUGACGUCAGCUCCUAUGACAACUUCGUCUUAGCUGGGUACACGUCUGGUGAUGUGAGGCUGUGGGAUACCCUCCACUGGGACUCAACGGCUUCGUACCUGAAGGCCAAUAGUCUGUCUGCUAACACUGAGCCGAGACCACAUGUUAGUCACGUCCAGGUCAACGGCACGCUGGCUGCUGCUGCGUAUGAAGAUGGCUGUGUAGACCUGUGGAGCACAGAGACAGGUGGGGAACCCAUCUACCACUACCAGACUCCAGGGAGGAUCCAAGUUCUGUCCCUAAGCCCUGACAGUCCUGUCCUGAUCUCUGCCACUGGAUCAGAUGUUCGGCUUGACUGCGCAAAAGACUGUGGCUACUGGAGGACAGUAUGCCAGACUCAGCUACCCAAGACUGUAGAGAGCAUGACUUUAGUCCCAGGUAGGGACCAGCAAUGUCCGUUGGCAGCUCUGGCAGCAGGAGAGUCCAUGUACCUGUUGGACCCUCGGGAGGAGGAGUCAUUGAUGCUCCACUCAGUCUAUGGUCAUCCUGUUACCUGCUUGGAUGCCUCAGAAUCCCAUGUUGCAUUUGGGGUGAAGCGCACAGGCUGGGCCAUGCAUGACGGAGGGAACAAGAUCCACAUCUACAGCCUGGAGACGCGUAAACCGACAGUUUCUGUCGGCAACUCACCGGGAGAUUUCACUUGCAUCAACCUGAGAGACAGCUCUCCUCAUCUGCUGGUGUGUGGGAACAAAGACAGGAGGGUGAGGGUGUUCGACAUAAGAUCUGGCUCUUCUGUCGCAUCUCUGUACGCCCACCACUUGGGGGUCACCUCUGUGCAAGCGGAUGACUGGAAGAUUGUGAGCGGCGGAGGCGAGGGAUUGGUGUGUGUCUGGGAGAUGAGGAUGGGAGCAAAGCUAUGGGAGAUGCACAACAGGCAUCCUGUAAGGCAUGUACGCUUCAACACCAGCACUCUGGUAACAGCCAACAUCCCUGAUGACAAGUCGCCACGGGGAGCUUGCAUCACAGAUGAUGACCUAACAGCUCAUCGCAGACACAGAGGAGUCAUCUGCCACUAUGACUUCUCUGAGGACGCCCUGUCACAGGAUCACAUCCUGCCCAUCUGCAGGUCUGACUACAUAGAGUCUUAUGGCUACAACUACAACAUCAGCCUAGCAGUGCCUUACGACAGGCUGUCUGGUUCCCAUCCGUCCCAAUGACACGCAGUUUUCCAGACUGCAAAUGGACUUAAUUGACUGCAAUUGAAAAGACAGUAACAUUUAUCAGUUUGAACCUUUAAACUGUCGUUUUAUUUAACAGGUCCUCUUUCAUCAUCCUGAUCAAAUCAAGGCUAUUAAAAUGUAGUAGUGUCGGUGUAUUGUAUAUAACUGUUGCAUAGGUAUCUCUAUGUUAUUGUUGAAUCUAGCUGCCCGAUGAAACACUGGGUUUGAUGUAGUCCAACAUCACAGGAAUAAAGUCAUUUUUACCUCAUUUACUAUAUGCAAAUCAUUUGAAUAUUUUUUCCUAUUAAAACAAAAAAAAUGUACACAA
This is a messenger RNA of Maylandia zebra (zebra mbuna), 2425 nucleotides long. It is a transcript of the gene fbxw8, whose product is annotated as F-box and WD repeat domain containing 8. The record is from RefSeq and is a predicted model, not a curated record. Gene Ontology annotation, molecular function: protein binding. NCBI's taxonomy places the organism in Eukaryota, Metazoa, Chordata, Actinopteri, Cichliformes, Cichlidae.